Molecule: messenger RNA, 1122 nt
Organism: Penicillium chermesinum
Lineage: Eukaryota; Fungi; Ascomycota; Eurotiomycetes; Eurotiales; Aspergillaceae
Product: NADH kinase POS5
Exons: 5
Coding region: 1-1122 (373 amino acids)
Biological process (GO): NADP+ biosynthetic process; NAD+ metabolic process
Molecular function (GO): NAD+ kinase activity
Source: RefSeq, a predicted model, not a curated record
AUGCAGUGCAUUCGGCGCAGCCUCCCGGGGCUGCGACGCUGCUUCUCAUCCUCCAUUCCGCGUCACGAGGUGCGUGAUGUCGGCGCUUUAUCGCCGCGCCUGAUUCCCAGAUACCAAGGGCGAGCUUCUUUCUCUGCAGUGGCCCGCACCGCCCGGAACAUCUUGUUGGUCCGCAAGGAUUGCGCCCCAGCGGUAACUGACUCGCUUAUCGAAUUCGCCAAUCACGUUACCGCCGUUUACCCCGACGUCUCCAUCGUCCUCGAGUCCCAAACGGCAAAUGAAGUCCACUCGUCCUUCUCAUAUCCUGUCUAUACCGCAUCUCUUGACGACAACCCAACCGCCUUCCAUGAUAAAAUAGAUCUGACCGUGACCCUCGUCCUGUCAUUCAGCAUGGGUACUCUGGGCUUCUUGAGCGAAUGGAAGUUCUCAGAGUACAAACGGGCCUUUCGAGAGGUUUACAUGUCGGGCGCUGGUGCUGGAGAUCGUACCCCUCUCCUCGAGGAGCAACCUGGAUCCAAACUCGAAAGCGCGAUGGGCCCGACUGGCUGGUCAUCGGUUCGAGGAAAAUCCAUGGGUUCGACUCGUGGAGCCCCUAUCUUAAUGCGCCACCGACUGAAGGCGGGACUGUUCGCAGCAGAUGGACAAGAAGUGACUCCUGUUCGCGCUGUGAUAGACGUAUUUGUCGGCGGACGUUUUCUUACGGAGGCUGUGGUGGAUGGAAUCAUCAUCUCGACACCUACUGGCAGCACAGCCUACAGCUUGAGUAGCGGAGGCAGCAUUGUGCACCCACUGGUGCCUUCCACUCUCCUCACGCCGAUCUGUGCGCGCAGUCUGAGCUUCCGACCGCUCGUUCUACCAUCGAGCACCCCAGUUACUCUCCGGCUCAGUGAGAAAAACCGGGGCCGUGAACUCGAGGUCAGUCUAGAUGGAGUGAAUCUUGGCGAAGGGAUGGCGACUGGCAUGGAGGUCCGAGUGUGGAAUGAGGAGAUGCGCCAUGCUAAGAAUGAAUGGCAAGGCGGCGUACCCAGCGUCAUGCGGAGGAGCAUGGGCGAUGAGGCGCAUGAAGGUUGGGUGGGCGGACUGAACGGGCUGCUCAAGUUUAAUCAUCCGUUCGGAGAAUGA